Messenger RNA from Geodia barretti, 870 nucleotides. The record is from the annotation of a GenBank genome assembly. Lineage: Eukaryota; Metazoa; Porifera; Demospongiae; Tetractinellida; Geodiidae.
AUGACCCACGCCCUCCAUUAUGGAACCGGCGUAUUCGAGGGGAUCCGCGGCAACUGGAAUGCCGACCAGGGCGCGAUUAACAUCUUUCGCAUGCGGGAGCAUUACGAGCGCCUGAUUGACGGCUGCCGCAUCCUGAUGUUGGACAUCCCCUACUCGGUGGAAGACCUUUGCAACAUCACGGUCGAUUUGGUCGAGCGCAACCGCCACGUUUCCGACAUAUAUAUCCGACCCCUCGCUUACAAGAGUGAGGAAUUGGUCGCCAACCUGAAGCUCCAGGAACUGUCGUCGGACUUCACCCUGAUCACCGUGCCUUUCGGCAAUUAUCUGGGAAGCGAUCGGCUGCGCUGUUGCACUUCGUCCUGGCGCCGGGUCGAUGAUCCCAUGAUCCCGGCUCGCAUCAAAGCCUGCGGCAUCUAUAUCAACAGCAUCCUGGCGAAGACCGAGGCCACCAUCGCCGGGUUCGACGAGGCCAUUUUGCUCAACCAUGACGGGCAUGUGUCCGAAGGUUCCGGCGAGAACAUCUUCAUGGUCAAGAAAGGGAUCAUCUAUACGCCUCCGCUGGAGGACAAUGUCCUUGGCGGGAUCACCCGCGACACCAUUAUGCAGUUGGCCGGCGCCGAGCUUGGGAUGGAGGUGCAGGCGCGCACCAUCGACCGUAGCGAGCUCUACCUUGCCGAUGAAGUGUUCCUGAGUGGAACGGCCGCCCACCUGACGCCGGUUAUUGAGCUUGACUGCCGACCCAUCGCUGACGGCCAACCCGGCCCGAUCACCUCCCAGUUGCAACGCAUGUACUUCGAUAUCGUGGUUGGCAACAAUCCCAAGUAUCUGCACUGGUGCACCCAGGUUAGGCAGCCCAUAGCAGCCACCUGA